Xyrichtys novacula (pearly razorfish) is the source of this 8533-nucleotide messenger RNA. NCBI's taxonomy places the organism in Eukaryota, Metazoa, Chordata, Actinopteri, Labriformes, Labridae. The record is from the annotation of a GenBank genome assembly.
CUGGUGCCCUAACCUCUCAGAACGAUUCAGCACUUUAAUGUGGAUUGUUUAAAGCGACUGUUUUCAAAAUUGUAAAUUCAAGGACAUGGACUUGUCAAUGCAGCAGAAAAACUGAAGAUUUACGAGAUUAAACAGCGCAUUUAUGUAAGUGAACUUUUUUGCUUUUAAGGAUCGAGUCUUAGUUCAACAGAAAAGUCACAAAUUUUAACAUGAUUGAUUUUUGAUCAAUUUAUAAAAAAUAAAAAUAAAAAAGUCAUGUAUUUAUUAGUAUUAGAAUAUGAAAUUCAUGAGAACUAACUUUUAAAUUUAUGAGAAUAGUUAAAAAUGUGCUAAAUUGAGUCACAAUCUUGUAAGGUAUACUUUAUUUUACAGAAAAAUUAGAAUAAACUUGUGUAUUUUUGCGUAUACUGUUGUAACUUUACAAAAAUUGUAGUACUUUCGAAUGUCUGAGAAUGAAUUUCUAAAUUUAUGAGAAUAAACUUCUCAUAAAUAAAAUAAGUUAUAAAUCCAAAAACAUUGAAUCUUUGAGAACAAUUCUGAAUAAUUUCCAGAAAAGUCAUACAUUUGCAUGGUUGCAGCUGUGAAGUAAUGUUAAUAUAUGCCAAAACAAUUUCACAAGUGUUUUUAAGUUGUACAUUAAAGAGUAUAACCUUGUUUGUCCAUGAUUUCUACACACUCAUGAAGGUGAUGUGGGGUGAACCAUGUUAUCCACCACAUCUUAUGAGUUAUGAAACAACUCAUAUAACUGUACAUUAACUUUGUUUAUCCCAUAAAUAUGUGACUCUUAGGUACAAAGUAUGUAGAAGGUGGUAAUCCUAUUGCUGGAUAAAGAUGAGUUUAGUUGCAUUUUAACAAACACCACCUGAACUCUGCCAUUACAAAGCUGUAUGUUUACACAUGGGAAGACUCGGUCAUAACAGACAUAUGGGUGACUGGAGCCCUUUCAUUAAAGCUCAUCGAAGCAGCCUCUCGGAUCGGACCUUGUCCUCUAGUUCAGUAGUUUGUCUUUGCUUUGUUACCUGCAGAGAGAGUAAGGUUCAUGUGAGGUCAAACUCCGGCUCGCUCCCUGUCUGUUUGGCCCCGCCCCUCUCUGUUUAUUUAGAGAGAGUAUGUUUUUCCUCUUAUGAAACCCCAGGAUGUAGGCUAGUUUGUGUGUUGCAUAAACACUUCAUUAACUCCUUUCCUCCUCUGUCCUCGGUCAGCAGGGAGGUGUGGAGGGAACAGGAAGUCCUAUGGGUGUUCUUUCUCACGCUUGUGCGGCUCUCAGUCAGUCAGUGAGCAGGUGAGCAGAGGAGGAGGAGGGCUCAGGUGUGAGCCGCUGUCAUAUAAAGAGUUUUAGAUGGUAACAGAGAGAUGUCAGGAGGAAGUCAGUCUGCCGGGAGCUCAGCAGGUAAGAUACGGUUCAUUCAUUGUGUAGGUCAUCAGACUGAUUCAUUUGAAUUGUAGUCUUCAUCCUGAAUCCGUGCGCAGUUUCAUGGCCUCCUCCUCCUCCUCUGUCACACUUCAUAGAUGAGUUCACAUCAGUGUAAAGCUGUCAAAUAAGGUCAAUAUGGAGCUGUUGAUGAGCUCUGUCUCAGUAGAUAGGCGUACCCGUGUCAGUCCAGGUGAACCUCACUCAGAAACUCACCUGUCUCUCAGCUGUCAUGGAUGUAAACGGGGUCCAUACCCAGGACAAUGAACUGUUCCUGCACAGAGGGUUCAAGCUCAUCAGGGGGAUCCACGAUCCGGAUGAUGUCGAUCAGAUCUACGACCUGGAGAUCCGGGACUCGGACGUGUUCGUCGUUACGUAUCCGAAGUCAGGUAAGCAGAGCGGACAGAUUCUCCCGAAUGGUGAUAGUAUCCAGAUAAUGAUUGUUCUUAUAUUUGUUCUAUAUGUGACUGUAACAUUGAGUUCAGAGUACAACCCUGAGAGGGUCGGGGAAAUUCGGAUCUGUUUGUGGAGAGACAUAACUCAUAUUGGAGCCUCUGUUAAAAAAUGGCAUUUUCUUUAGGUUAUUUUUGAGAAAAACAUGAAGUGCAAAGUUUAAAGUUGAUGAUUGUUAGUGUCCUUACUGCCCUUGUCAAUGUGCGCUUGUGUUGCUUAAAUAUGGUAUUUUGUGACACGUCUGUUUUAUUUUAGUGUAGCCCACGUUCAAGGGAUAUUUCUGGUAGUUUUAUUUUGACAUAUUAGUACUACUAUUCCACAGUUAUAAAAUGCUUAUCAGUCAGGUCUGGUAACAAGUAAAACAUCAUAGUAAUCGCACGUUUUCACUCACUGUAAGAGACAAUGCAUACUGAGGCUGAACGAAUGAAUUAAUGAAUCAUUUAUGGGGAAAUUUAGAAAAAAGGGAGAAGUGACAAAGACAUCAAACGCCACACAAGACAACACACUAUGAGGAUCAAAUAAAAUGAGAUCACGGAGGAAAGUGAUGCCUCCUUGGGUAACUACACACCGAGUUUAACGGUGGACCUCUGUAAAAAUCCUUCUUCCCGUAUCCCGCAGUCUUAUCUUCACUCUGAGAGUAUCUAAAAGGUCUUAAGGGGUGAGGGUUUUAUGCCCCCCUGUCUCUCACCUCAUGAGCUGCGGUAGAUCUCGGCUCUGGAUGAGGGGUUCAUUCAGAGUUCAGAGAAGUACUAAUUUAUGCAGAGUUAAAGUGAAACAGUGUGGGAAGGGCAAUGGCAGACGAUGCCCAUAGGCUCAUUGAUAGCAGGUUGUGUGUCAGAGAGAUUUACAUAAUACAUUUUUAUCAAUGAGGUGGUGUUGAUGAUGGUUAUGUUAAAAAUACUGAUCACUACAUCUGUUAAGAUGAUGAUGAUGAUGAUGAUGAUGAUGAUGAUGACAAUUUUGAUGAUGAUGGUGAUAAUGGUGAUGGUGAUUAUAAUGAUAGUGGUAAAGAUGAUAAUGAUAAUGACCACCACAAGCAUGAAAGCUAUGAUGAUGGUGAUGAUGAUAAUGAUCAGUAUCUAAUUGUGAUGGUGAUGAUGACAAUGAUAAUGAUGAUAAGGAGUGAAGAUAAUGAUGAUAAUGAUGAUGCACAUGAUGAUGAUGAUGAUGACAAUGCAAAUGAUGAUAUGGUGAUCAUAAUGGUCGUGAUGAGGAUGAUGAUAAUGAUGACAACGAUAAUAAUGAUGAUGAUGAUAAUAAUGACAACAAUUGUGGAUAAGAUAUUGUUUAUCAAGAGCGUGAUAAUGUUGGUCUCAGUGGUUAUUAGGGUUAUCAUGUGGUCUAUGAUAAUGAUGAUAUUGAUAAGGGUUAUGAGGUGUUCAAUAACCAUGAUUCAAAUGAUAGUGAUGUUGUCUGUGUGGUUAUAAAAAUUUUAAAGGAUGGUGGUGAUAAUGUUACAAGUGAUGAGAAUGGGGACUUUUAUGACUAUAAUGACAAUGGUGGUGAUGAUCAUGAUGACACUGUCUAAAAUAUUGGUAUUCAAUUGAUGGUGAUAAAGAGUCCUGUUGUGUGCUCCUAAGAUUAUUCUAUUGCAGCAGAUCUUGAGUCUAAGAUAAUGAUGACAUUGAUUAUGAUGCUGAUAUCGGUCAUGCUGCUGCUGCUGCUGCUGCUGCUGCUGCUGAUGAUGAUAAUGACGACAACGACAAAGAUGAUUCCUGUGCUUUGUUUCAGGGACUAUCUGGAUGCAGCAGAUAUUGCUUCUGAUUGAGGCUAAAGGAGACGUGUCAUUCAUUUCUCAGGCGGGAAAUAACUCUGAUCUGGUCCCCUGGAUGGAAGUGAAAGGCACCAGAGAGGCCUUCAUCACCGCCCCAUCCCCUCGAUUCAGGGUGUCACACUUGCAGUACAAGUUCAUGCCAGCAGCUCUGAGCAAGAGGAAGGGGAAGGUCAGAACUCUGAAACCACUAUGAAACCACACUAAGUAUGGGUAUAUCCGAGCUUUGUGUUUGAAUUUCAGCAUUUGCAUUCUUUUUGUAUAACCUUUUUCAAAAGUGUUGGAAGGCUGUGUAAAAUGUUGACAAAAAACAGACUUUGACAGUUUCCAAAUCAUUUAAACCCUAUAUUAUAUAUAGCAGAUAGUACAAAGACAACCUAUCAAGUACUGAAACUGAAAAAAAAAAAAACUUACAGUAUGAAAGAAAUUGGUACAUAUACUCAUUGUAAGCCAACGGCUUCUACAAAGUAGUUCCAUGCUCAUGUUUCUUAUUGUGUGUCCUCAGCUCUUACUUCAUUAACACUCUUUAAACCUUAGUUAACCAAGUAGGCCAGUUUCUGUCGUAGUUUGAAAUUAAAAAGUUGUCCCAGUCUUGCUUGAGAGUUUCAGCUGCUCAACAGUUUUAUUUAUGCACUGUAGAUGAUGAAAUCCACUCUUUGUGUCUCAUUUUCAACACUCAGGAAUGUUUUUCUACAACUAUUUUUAAAAACUUUUUAUUUAAGCCUAUUAGCCAAUAAACAUAAAAUAUCACAACAUUUCUGGACACAGGACCUCAUAUACCAAAUGAUAAUUACAGUAAUACUAAACAAUAAAAGAAAACAUUAAGAAAAAUAAAUUAAUAAAAUACACUAACAACAAAAAAAAUCACAAGAAUAAAACCUGGUAGAGGAACAGACAUCCGCAAGAUGGGUGGGUAGUUAUGGCUAAGCAGUCUCAUCCACAGAAGAAUUUCCAUAGUAGUCUUGUCUCACCAGUACCCUGACACAUCAGCCCACUCCAUGUUGUCUGACUUUCAGGUAUUGUGAACCACAUGUCCGUCUUUGCUUGAAGGUGUCCAUAGUUAGCUGCAGGCUUGUAGCCAUUCACUCCAUCCCUACACAUUUUUCAAUCUCUGCACCCAUUGAGCUAUGUUUGGUGGGUUUGUAUCCUUCCACUUCACUGUAAUAUAUUUUUUUCACUGUCAACACAAGAAUUAUAAGUACACACUGUUGAACCCUAUCAUAUAAGUCUUUGAGUAUGACAGAAACAAAAGUGGUUCUAACAGAACAUCCACCACUAAAAUUUAUUUCCUUUAUGAAAUUCUCCCAGAUCCCUUGAAUUAGUGGACAAUCCCAGAAAAUGUGUGUGGUGUCUCCUUUUUUUUCCACAAUUUCACCAGCAUUGUGCCACAUUAGGAUCCUUUGUAUAAGUAGAAAUGAUUAAGGGAGUAUUGAAAUUGAAACAUCAUAUCUUUGUUUUCAUAUCAAAUUCUUUCCAUAAUUGGCUUUUAUUCUUUUAUGACAGCCUGCCCAUAUGUCCUUCCAUGGAGUAAUACUGAAACUGUGGAACUAUUACCUCACACAGUCGCUCACAGAGUGGUGAUGCUCUCUUACAACUAUUAGAAACACACUGCAGGCAUAAAAUUUACAGAGUUAUGGUAACAGAAUGGUAAAUUUAUUCAUUUUUUUAACCUCUGGUGUAGUGUAUUUGCACAUUUUAAAUCACAGGGUUGAAUGAUUUUCAAACAUUUCAGUGGCCUGAGUUUUAAGAAUUAGGGUUUUACAUAGCAAAUACUUAACAGAAACCCGCCAGCAGGACUUUUUUUCCUUUUCUUGUACAGGUUUAUGGUUGCAGUAUUUUGCGCUAUAAGUCAUGUUGGACUGCAUCAGGAAAACAUUAAUGCUGAUGACUUUGUCAGCCCUGAGGAAAGAGAUUUGUACGGGCACAUGUUCUAAAUGUUUGCAGCUUUAUGAGCAUUUUUGCAUUAGUACAUUGCGUCCUUUCCAUGAUUAACAAACCCAGAGUUGCAGUUUUUCAGCAUGUGUACAUGUCUGAGUACACUUAGCUGUCUUUUUUCUCCUAGUGUAAAUACGUUGAGUACAACUUAUUUAGCAUAUUUAGGGAUUAGGACACACCUGCAUGAGUUUUCCGCUAGUGCAAAGAUCAUGGAAUUUGACACUCUUUGCUGCCUCAGAUAUAAAAAUGUCAAACUUUGACAGAUUUGCUGAACCUUACAGGACGACGAUGUAACCCUCAAUAGGUAUUUUAGUUAAUUAAGUCCCUCUUCUGCUUGUUGCUCGUCCUGUUUACAGUUGCUGAAAAUGACAACAAAACUCUAAACCUUAUGUCUCAGUUGUUGCUUCCAACAUCCUCUCUUAGUCCUCUGCUGUUUACUGUACUUUUUCUUAGACUUCCUGAACUUUAGCUGCAGGAAACAGUACACACUGAAUUAUCCUGUUCCCCCUCAGAAGCCAGUUUUAGGCCCCAGAGCAGUUCAAAGAUGUACACACAGUCACAGCCAGAGUUGUACCUCAUUGUUAAUGCCACUUCUUUUUCUCUUCCAGGUAAUCUAUGUGGCCAGAAAUCCUAAAGACGUCCUUGUGUCAUACUUCUACUUCCAUAAAUUUGCCAACAUGUUGGAAACACCCAAAGAUUUUAAUGAUUUCUUUGAGAAAUUCAUGAUGGACAGAGGUGAGAGCAGCUCUUCUAUGUUACAUUAGUAUGGAUCUGUACAAUGUGUGAGUAAGAGGGUGUUUUCUGUGCAGUGUUUGGAGGUAGCUGGUUCGAGCACAUUAAAACGUGGUACUCUCACUUGGACGACAUUAACGUGCUCUUCAUCACCUAUGAAGAAAUGAUUCGGGUAAUAACUCAAACUCCUUCAUUCCUCGUUGUUGUUUAGGCUGCUGAGUGUUUCAGUGUCACUUUUAUAGAGCUUUAAAGCAGAUAUCCGCUUGUCUUUACAUGCAGGAUCUGUCAUCAGCUGUGCGAAGGAUCACCUCCUUCCUGGGUAAAGAUCUGACUGAGGAGCAGCUGGCCAAUGUGGUGAAACACAGCACCUUCAAAAACAUGAAGAAGAUCCCACAGGCAUCCUACGAGAAGGUGUCAGGUGACCUGCUCAACCACAGCCAGGGGGGCUUCAUGAGGAAAGGUGAGCGUCUUUACAGUUUUAAACAAACCCUUUCACUCUGCAGCACUACUUACAUCAAAAGACACACAAAGACUCCUGCAGACUGAUGUGCAUACAUUCACAUUUUCAUUUGGACAGGUUUAAAAUUAUACCUGCAAAAAAGGGAAUUAUACAUACAUACACAGCUUUGAAUUAAAAAUAGCCUGCCUUUGGAGAGACCAUGAAUGAACCCGUAGAGCCAGCCUACUGGAUUUAAAGACUGUUAACACCAGACUGUUUCUACAAGUCAGUGAUGAUGACUAACAUUGACUUCCUCUUCUCACGCACUGCAGGCACCAUCGGCGACUGGAAGAAUCAUUUCACUGUGGCGCAGAGCGAGCAGUUUGAUGAAGUCUUCCACAGAGAGAUGCAGGACUUUCCUCUGUCAUUCAUCUGGGACAUGAGGGACAUCAAGUGACCAGACUUUGACCUCAGAAAAGAGGGGGAGUCACUAUUGCAGCUACAUGAACUCUGUACUGUACAGGAGCAAAUACUAUUGAUAUAACUAGCUUCUGUCUGUAUCAUUUAAGGCUAAACUGCUGCUUCACAAACAUAUCCUCCAACCUGCUAUUUCAUUCUUAUUCAUAUCGAAUCAUUUUUGAUAUUGUCUGAGGAACAGCAGCUCCAUGCUGUUCCUUUUUAUAUUAACAGAGGGCCAACAUAAAUCCACCAUGAGUGAGGAAAUAGAAUAUAAGUCAUAGAAUAUAAAACUACUUGUGGCUCCCUGAAUGAAUUUUUAUGAACUUUUAUAACUGGAUAAAGUUGUGGGAGUUUUAUCAUGUCAUAAAAUCCAGAAUUUAAAAGAUGGUGUUAGGUUUAAUGUUUGUUAUAAUACAAAUUUAUAAACCACACCUUCAUAAGGCAUCAUCUUUAUUUAUAACACUUCACAUUUGGAACAUAAUCCUCAGGGACUCCACACUCUGGUCCAUGCCUAAGUUUUUGCAUGUUUGAUUUUAUAUUACAGAAAAAAAUGAAGGCUCUGUAUAUAAAUAUAUAAAAUUUAGAAACUAUUUAAAAACCUGCAGAAACGCUUUUUUUUCUGAGUGAACUUCAGCAGCUGCUUUAUUUACAGCCCAAGCACUGCUGGAAACAUGGAAUACUGUCAAAAUAUUGUCUUAGUCUGCAGGAGGAGACACUCUGUACAUUAGAUCAUACGUCAGUCUUGCGCCAGAGUCAAGGACCAUGGUCAUGUGACUCCUGCUUCAGAGGCCCCACAAAAGCGACUCUAGCUUUGUCAGAUUCACGCUUCAAUUCUGUGGAUGCACACAAAUUCAGAGUGAUGCUGUGACUCCUGAACAUGAAUACACCUUAUAUGAUCAAAAUAACCCAUCAUUGAGCAGCACAAGUGUGUGUGUGUGUGUGUGUGUGUGUGUGUGUGUGUGUGUGUGUUUGCAGAGCAGAAACAUGAAAACUCAUGGUUUGGUGUCCUUCAGGUGUACAGACUGCUGCUACAUUGUUGUUACAUGUGUAAAAACCUCCAUCUUCACCAUACCAUCGUAUUUGUCAGUAACUUUGAUUAUUUACAGACGCUGUGAUUUAAAGCCUUUGAAUGUAAAUGAAGUCGUCAGGUUUUUUUUUUAUCCACCAGGUGAGACGCGGGAACUUGAGGUUUGGAUGCAUCAGGAGCAAAGUGGGAGUAGCUCCUGAAUGAUUCUCAUCAUGUUUUAUCAGAUUAUAUUUUUGUAAAUGAAACUACAAUUACUACGUUUUUGUGACUGUUAGAAAUGUGAAAUUAAAAGCCUAUACACUGAGA